Molecule: messenger RNA, 401 nt
Organism: Colletotrichum navitas
Lineage: Eukaryota; Fungi; Ascomycota; Sordariomycetes; Glomerellales; Glomerellaceae
Exons: 1
Coding region: 102-308 (68 amino acids)
Source: RefSeq, a predicted model, not a curated record
GGAGUUUAGCCGAGCACUUCCGACCCGCGGUCUCAGGCCGUAUCUGACCGCGAAAGUCGAGGGUACAAGAGGACAGUCAUGUGCAAGGAGGAUGGAAGGCAAUGGUGGUGGUGCUGCCCUACAAACCGGCGGUCCCAAACCAAAAGGCAAGUGCCUCUGACCCAGGCCUGGUUUCCCAACUUGCUUAUUCACCCGACACACACCAACCAGACACAAACAAACAUCUCUCUCUGACCUCCCCAGACAACAGACAAGCGCGACCCGCCCAAGAGCCCUCGUAUCCACUACUCCGAAUGCGACACCCCUGAUCCACCCCGAUAAAGUGGGUCGGCCACCCGGACCGUGGGAAGGAGGGAAGAAAAAAAAACAAAAAAAAGAAAAUUCGAGCAUCGCCCUCUCAU